AUGGAGCAUGUUUCAACUACUAAAACUUUGCUUCGUGUUUUGAGAGAGCAAGAGUUUGAUAUUUUACUCAGUUGCGUGGAACAAGUUUCUAAAAAGUAUGACAUUGAGAUACCUCAAAUGGAAGCACGUUACAAAUCUAGUAGAAGUCGUUCUUGUCAACAAAAUGAUUCGAUUACAAUUAAGAACCACUAUCAAUUUGAUGUAUUUGUUGCUACAAUAGGUUUUCAAAUUGAAGAGCUCGAUAGUAGAUUAAAGGACGAGGCAGUCGAACUUUUUAAGCUCAGUAGUGCUUUGAAACCUAAACACAACUUUAAACUUCUUAAUGUUGAUCACAUCUAUCAACAUGCUGAGAAAUUCUAUCAUCUAGAUUUUGAUGCACAAGAUUUGCACCACUUGAGAACACAAUUGGCUCACUAUGAGCUUGACAUGCCCGUCAAUGAAAGAUUUCAGAAUUUAUCAACUAUUUAUGAAUAA
This is a messenger RNA of Impatiens glandulifera, 474 nucleotides long. RefSeq lists its product as uncharacterized. The transcript has a single exon. The coding region runs from base 1 to 474 and encodes 157 amino acids. The record is from RefSeq and is a predicted model, not a curated record. Lineage: Eukaryota; Viridiplantae; Streptophyta; Magnoliopsida; Ericales; Balsaminaceae.